This is a messenger RNA of Ostrea edulis (European flat oyster), 4036 nucleotides long. RefSeq names its product bifunctional peptidase and (3S)-lysyl hydroxylase Jmjd7-like. The coding region runs from base 1153 to 2757 and encodes 534 amino acids. Gene Ontology annotation, molecular function: 2-oxoglutarate-dependent dioxygenase activity. The record is from RefSeq and is a predicted model, not a curated record. NCBI's taxonomy places the organism in Eukaryota, Metazoa, Mollusca, Bivalvia, Ostreida, Ostreidae. The transcript is spliced from 4 exons.
UCCAUACCAAAACUUGUAUUACAGAGAUAUAUAUAAGAAAUCUGUACUUGACACAGAAGUUGCUUUGGUCCGAUGAUAGGCCAUGACACUGAAUCUAGGUCAUUUGAGAAAGGUCACCGAUAUUGGUUUGGGUUCUUGUACAGGCCAUCAUUGGAUUCUGAUAUUUGGUUUCAAAACUGGGACCUAUGCUCGGAACUUAGACGGAGGUCACACCUUUUGGUAGGUGUAGCACACAUAGUAGGUGUUGCACAUACAAGAAAUCUGCUUUAAGGCCAAGUAUAGGUCCCAAAUUUUAUAUGAGUAAUAGAUUUUCGCAGGAAGUUCAGCAACAUACAAUUAAACAAUCAGCCUUCAUUAGGAUUAACAUUUCAAUCAAAACACGUACUAUGUAAUUUAUUAGGGCCUUGUCUAUAGACGGGAACCUUGUAAUUAUAGUGAUUGAACUGUGAGUCCGUCCGUGCUAGGGUCCAUGCAUUGACAGUUUUCCGGACCUUUUGGUUAUCUUUCAGCUAUUGAAUUUAUAUCUUGGGCGACUGUAUAGAAUAGACUAGUACGUGUACUACUGGUCUAGGUUGUUAGGUAAUAGUAGGUAAAAAAAAAAAAAAAAAAACCUGACGGAGAACUUCAAUAGAUACCAAAAUCUUUUUAAAGUUUGAAGGAAUCCUACGGUAGCUUGAUUUCAGUUGGUCGGGUGAUCACGUAGGCAAACAGAUUUUAAUUUUUGGCUUUGUGAAAUAUUUUUAACAAUAGUUAUAUUGCCUUUGCUCAGAGUUGCAGCUACUUAGAAAUCAUCUAUAUAUUAGCAUAUUACGGUAGAAUAACUUAUACUGUCACUAAAUGUUACAAUACGCACCACAGUAACUCUAAGACGUGCUGCGAUAUUCGAUUUCUAUAUAUUUUCUGAGUGUUCGGAACAGGAAUAGCAGUCGAUCCAUGCCAUUGUAAUUGAAGUGUUUAUGCAAGUUCUACAACAGAUGUGUAAAGCUCACAUAGACUUUCCGCUCUAUUCAAAUUUAAAAACAAUUGUGUAGACUUAGUCCAUGAUAAUUUAAACGCAAUCAAUAAUUUCUGUAGUAUAUUUAUUCACCCAUUCUAAAGUCUCUCUGCAUAGAAAAGAUACGUUGAUAGAAGGAGUGGUGUUGGAUUAAGAUCAUGUACAAGUAUCUUUUGCUGUUUCUUUUGGAUUUUUUCUAUUAUGUGUAUGCUCUAUCAGGAUGCUACACGCUGGAUUUCGUUCUAAGAAGAGCCAAGUCUACAUGUAUUGUUGCUUGUGUAACAAAUGGUCGCCAUCAGGCCGAUCCCUGCGAGGGACAGGAAGAAUUUCAACACUUAAGACAAGUGUCAAUGAAGAAUGCUUCAGGAAUUCUGGUCGGAUACAUUGAUGUGAAUGACAAGUGGCCCGAUGGAAAUCGCAUCAUUGAAGGACAUGGAAGUAUUGGAGUUGGGGACCUAGUUCUUUUCCAGAAAGUCCAAAGGGAUAGAUCCGAUGUAAUACCUAUCCCGUACCCCAAAAGCCUCGUUCCAUUUGUGUACAGAAGUGAAGAAGGAACUACACAGCUAAUGGAUUUUGUAAAUGAUGGUUGUAAUACUUACUUCUCUAACACAGGAGCUUUAUCUAAACAAGGUGUUCAUCGAGAUGAAAUUCGAAGAUCAAAGUUUUUCGUUAAAAACAUUUCCAAUGUACAGUCAAAACAUGUAUUUUUUCAAACGUGUUCUGAAAAUGAGGAAUUUUGUUAUUCGGAUCGUGAUUUUCAACCGCAUGGCAGUAUUCCUAGACUCCAUGGCAGUAUUCCUAGACUCCCUGAAUGCGAGAAAAUAGAUCUUCCUGCGAGGGAUGUCUUUUUUCAUAAGUAUUUGAAAAUAUCCAAGCCCGUUAUAUUCAAAAAUGUUUUAAAAGACUGGCCAGCUUUUACAAAAUGGUCGAAUAACUACUUGAGAGAAAAAUAUGAUAAAUAUGAAGUUCGGUUCCAGCUGACACCACAAGGCGAAUACGAAAGAAUCGAACCCAGAAAUAGUUGGGAAAAUCAUGAAAAAUUCAAGAUUCCCCGAUCACAUGCAGACCAUAUGCUUACCCCAGAUCUCGUGUUAGUGCGACCUGCCAUUGAAGAUAGAAAUUUUUCAUUUUUCAUGGACAAAUUGGAGGGAAUUUCUAAUGGAUCUAUUUCUAAUAUGUCCGUUUACUUGGAAUAUGCUUCCAUUUCUAAGUAUCUACCGGAACUGGAGGAAGAUAUUCGCGAGGAAAUGUUCUUCGAUGGCCUCUUGAAAAGGGACAUGUUGAAUCUUUGGCUUAGCGAUGGGAAAACACUUGGGAAAACUCAUUUCGAUGCGAGUGAUAAUUUUCUUUGUCAGAUAAGCGGCAAGAAGCAAGUGAUUCUGUUCGAUCCUCACAACAACCAUCAAUUAUACGAAGGCCACAUCCCGGAAGCCAUCAUGACAUACAACUUUACAUCUAAAUCGUUUCAAAGACGUGAAUUGCUGGAGACCACAGUUCAUGUAUGGUCGCCUGUUGACAUUGCAAACCCUGAUUACGGAAGGUUUCCAUUGUUUGGAGAAACCUAUCCCAUGAACUGUACCAUAGAGGAGGGCGAUGUUCUCUACCUGCCAGCUUUCUGGUGGCACGAGGUUCAGUCGUUUCCUAACACUACAGCAGGAAGAAAUCUGGCCAUCAACUUUUGGUACAAUCCAUUUUUAACACGAGAUUAUCCGUGUCCAGAGUGCCAGUUAGAUGUCAAUUCAGACUAUAGACAUUUGUUGUGACGUACAAGGAUUUACCCUCUAACAUUAGACUUUAACCAAGUUGUCCGGGGAACAGUAAUUAUAUACUAGUAUAUAUACAUAUAUCAAUUUUUAUUUUCUGUUAUUAACAUCCAUACCAUGCACAACUUACAUGUAAUUUUUACUGUUUUAUUCACAAGUGAAUACUUAUUUUUGUGAUUUUUAAUGACAUGUUUUGAUAUUCAAAUUUUUCAAAGGUCCAGUAUUUUAUUGCAAAUUAUCUCUAGUAUAUUCAACUUUGAUUACAAUAUACAUGAAAUAAAGCCUGCAUACAAUUCAGUAUUAUCGUUUGUAAAAUAGAAAAGUUCUAGGAUUUGAAUUAAAAGUUUGAAAUACGUUUUCAUAUUUUUAUUGGUACAUUUGCAAUAAAAUAAUUGCUGUCCUACCAGUGUUGAAAAUAAAAAUAAGUUGGAGUCCUAUCAGUAUGUAAGCCAAAAUGAUUAGUGUCUUAUCGUAUUUUGCACGGGUCCUAACUCCCCAAUAAAUAUUGACAGGUCCUUUAUAUAUUUCAGUAAUGACACCAGUAUUUAAUUAUUUCAACCCCCCCCUUUUUUAUACCUCAAAGCAGGCCCAUCAUUAUGUGAUUUUGGUGAUUGAAUAACUAUUGUUUUGCAAGACAAUACUUCUUCCUUAUAUAUUUCUUUACACUAAAAGUGGUUAUCUAACGUAGUUUUAUAAAGCUUCUCUUCUUUUUGUUCAAAAUAAAUGUUUUUAUUAGCCAUUAAUAUAUAUUCAAUCAUAUGCCAUUGAGAGAUUCUGAAAAAAGGUUGUCAUUAUACUUUCACAUCUAAUGCCCCUUUAAUAAUACAUGGACUAUAAUGGCAUUCACAUCGAGGUUGUGCUUGUGUGGUUAUGAGAUGAUGUUGUUGCAGAUUUAUUUGACAAAGUUAAUGCAUAUGAAAUGAAUAAAAUUAUAGUAGUACUAUUUGUAUGUAGAAACCUGCAGUUUAAAUCAUUGUGACUGUGUGUAGAUUGAUAUUGUAUAUAGAAUAACUAUAUAGGCCUGUAUGUGUGGUUUAUGUGAGAAUCCCUGAAUAACUACUGUCUCACUGUACAAUGAAUGACCAGAGUAACUACAUGUAUACUAUUAUGACGUUAUAGGAAGCUAAACACUUUCAUAGAAUGUAAAGCCUAAAAGUAUUAUAUAUACAUGUAAUGUUAUAGCCAUCAAGCAAUUUUACACUCCUCUCUGAUUAUAUUCAUUUUCAUGGGAAAACUUAUUAUUUGUUAUACUUAUACUAUGAUAAAUUUCUAAACUUUA